Messenger RNA from Eufriesea mexicana, 5225 nucleotides. It is a transcript of the gene ssp3, whose product is annotated as short spindle 3. The record is from RefSeq and is a predicted model, not a curated record. The transcript is spliced from 15 exons. Lineage: Eukaryota; Metazoa; Arthropoda; Insecta; Hymenoptera; Apidae. The coding region runs from base 251 to 4723 and encodes 1490 amino acids.
CAUAAAAUGUCUUGUAGCACUAUUGAAAUGUCAGUUCGAAGUUCUCGUUAUUUGAAAACAAUUUGUAGUCAGCCGUUUUUUGAUAUUUUAUAAUUGCAAUUGCGAUAAAGGUACUUGUGGCCGGCGAAAGAGACAGAUAUUACGCCAGCAGACCAGGUUGAAAGACUGGUGCAUUGCAAGAUUGCCAAGUCUGACGAUACUUUCACUUGAAACAAAAAUCCCACAAUUUCUUUAUAAAACUUUAGUAAAAAUGGCUGAUGUAAGGUUACUUAUACAAGAAGAAGGUCGAGCAGCUAGAAAUUUGAUAGCUUUCAAUGUACCAGUUGGAACAAACAACACUGAGAAGGUUACCAAAAAACCUCCUAGUGUUCCAAGAGUAUCACAGACAAAUACUACUAAGAGAUCUAUGAAACCAACAACUAGAGUAAGAUCAGCUUCUACUGGUCGUGAUAAAAAAUCUGAAUUGCAGGCAAGGUACUGGGCAUUUUUAUUUGGUAAUUUGCAAAGAGCAGUAGAUGGCAUUUACCAAACAUGCGAAGAAGAUGAAAACAUUUCAGAAUGUAAAGAAGUGAUAUUAGUUUUAGAGAACUAUACUAGAGAUUUUCAUAAUUUGAUUGAGUGGUUUAAGGUUAAAUGGGCUUAUGAAAAUUCGCCACCACCCUUAAGGCGUACUCCUUUAGCUUGGGAAGUUAGGAAAACUUCUCCUUGUCGAAUCUGGAAUUCAACAAUAAUUCCAAAAUCUACUAGUCCUUUACAAAGAAUGAGUCCCACAGAGUCUGUUUGUAGAAGUCCUGUUGAUCAAGUUAUUUCAGAAAAUAAGUCUGUUACUAUAGACAAUAAAGUAAAUCAUAUAAAAGGAGAACCUGUGCACAAAUUAAUAAAGGAUAAUAAAAGUAAUAUUUCCAAAAAUAAUGUAAUAAAUGUAAGUGAAAAAUAUAAAAGUGCAAUAGACAAGGGAUCAAAUCAAUCAUUGAGUAAAGAUAAAUUAGCUUCAAUAAAAGUAAAUAAAACUCUUGUAAAACAUACAGUAGCUGUUAAAACUAAUAACAUUAGUCCAGAUCAGAAAGCAAAUGAAGGUUUAUCUCGAGAAGUAAAAGGUAAAUUGGAUACUAAAGGUACAUCAAAAUCAGUAAAAACAUCUGAUACAUCAUCCAGUAAUUCAACUAAAGGGAUAAUUAAUGCAAAUAAACCAGCGUAUUCAACAGUAUCACAAAUGAAGGUUGUUAAGCCAAAGCAACCAACUCUUCCAGAAACUCCAAAAUUUGUCAGGAGUAAAACUACAUUAAAUGAUAAAAAUACAUCAGUUUCGAAUAAAACAAGACCUGGAACAUCUGUAAUAGUUAGGCAAAGAUAUCAAUCAAUUGACAAUAAGAUUUCAGAACAAAGUUCAUUGAAAAAAGAUCAGAAUAGAGAUAUAAAUGGUUCAGUAGAAGUAUUAACAAAACAGACAUGUACAAAAACGAAAGAAGAAACUGAUGGUUGGCAAACGGUUCGUAGCCGUUAUAGAAGGGGCAGUACACAUAAUUUAAACAUGUCUACAAGAUUUCAUAAACCAAGUACUGCUACAUCAUUACCAGCCUUGUCAAUUGAAAGUCCCUCCGAAAAGAAUAAAAAAAAUUGUUUAACUCCAGAUGGAAACGGUAAACAAAAAAAGAAGUGUAUUGUAGAAAAAGAAGGAAAAAAUAUAAGUAAUGAGGUAGAAAAAGUUAAAGGAGAAUCUGGUGUAAACCUUACCAUUAAAGAUAAGGUAGAAGAAGUUUUCAAGAAUACCAUUAAUUUAAAUGAAAUAAAUUCUACAUCAAUGAUUGCAGCUAUUUUUAAAAGUGAUGCAGAAUUACUUGAGAAACGCAUACAACAAUUUAUGGCUGCUCAAGCAGAAAGAGAAAGAAUAAUUUUGGAAGAGGAAAGGAAGACGGAAGAAGCCGAUUCGCAGCGAUCGCAACAAUUAUCAGACGAAGAAGCAUCUUUACACAGACAGAUUUUAGAACUAGAAUGUGCUGAAACUGAUAUUGAUACAGAAACUGAUGAAACAGAUGGAGAAAUGGUCCUUGAAAUGGAAGAUGAACAAGAAACAUCUCCCAAUACAAUGCCCGACGAUGUUAGUUUAGAUGAUAGGUAUGAAAAUAUAUUUGAGGGAGUAUCUGUGGCAGAAUGUGCAGAUAUACUUGCUCAGUUACAUGCAUUAGUUCUUCGUCACCCUGGUAGAGCUUUAGAAUUGCAUCAGAAAUUAUCCUCGCCAUCGCGAAAACGAUCAUUACCUGAAACAUUACGACGGUACCAAGCAAAACAAGCUUGUGCACAGCAUAAACGACAGAAACUCUUAAUGGAGAAGUCGCAAAGGUUACGAGAAUUGUUCAAUAAAGUGAAAGAUGUUAAAAGUGCAAAAAAUCAAUUAAUAGAAGAUAAGAGAGUUAGAAUGGAAAUGAAAUUGAAAAAGGCAGAAGAAAACAGAACACAACAUUUACUGGAAAUAGUAAGAAAAGCUCAUGAUGAGGAUUCUAAACUAAAAGAAAUUGCAUUUAUUAAUGAACUUGAAGCACAGAACAAGAGACACGAUUUUAUGGCAUUAUGUCAAGAACAAGAAGAAAGAUUACAAGGAAUUCAAGAGGAACGUCAACGUCGUCAAGAAGAGAAAGCAGCUAAAGAAGCUGCAGCUGAAGAACGUAGACGAGCGUUGGAAGCAGAACGGCAGUUGCGUAUUCAAAAAAUGAAACAAGCUCGCCGUGAACGCGAAGAAAGGGUUGGAAAAAUGCAGCUAGAAAGAGAAAAAGAACGUCAGGAACUUGCAAGAGAAAAGGCCAGAGAUAGAGAAGAACGUUUAUCAGCACUUCAUGCAGCACAGUUAGCCAAUCAAGAAGAAUUACAAAAGAAGAUAGCUCAAAAACAACAAGAAUCAGCUAGAAGGCAUGUUGAGAAUAUAGAACAUAUUCGACAAAGAGCAGUUGAAUCUUCGAUUUUAAGGUCGGAAGAAGUUCCACCUACAUUAAAAUCGUACCCUGCACAAAAGCAAUGUUCUUUAUGUGGAACACUUAUACCUAAUGAAGUACAUCUGUUAAGCCAUUUGAAGGGGAAAACACAUCUAGAAGCAGUACGCAAUACACAUGAUGGACGAGAACCAUCACGAGAUGAAUUACAACGCUUUAAUAUAUCUCAAAUUCGUGAUGUUCCAAUUUCAGUCAUUGAUAAUAAUAAUUCUAACGAGAUCAAAGCUGCAAAAGAGAGGCAAAAAGCUUUAAAACGUCGAUGUAGAAAAAUGAAACAGCGUAUGAUUCUACGUGGUAAAGAAUGGGAAGACAAUCAUAAGACAGAUGUAAAUCGAACUAUUGAAUCGGGUAAUAAAGCAAAAUUUCGUCGAAAUUUGAAAGAAUUAGACCGAUUGUAUAAUAAUCAUUUAAAGACUGCUUGGUCAAGCGUUGCCAUUGCUGUAUUAGAACGUUGUUUGGGUGAAAUAACAAGGGCCUUUUCAAAAUUGUGCCCGUUUGAUCAAAAUGCAUUCCGAAUUUUAAAUGGAUUCGAUGUUUUGACUAAUCUGUUGAAUUUGGGAUUGCAAACACAAAAUGCAUCUCAUAAUUUACCAAACAAGAGCGUUCUUUCAAUAUGUCGUGUAUUUAAGUUAAGUGUCAGCGAAAAUGAUACUAACAUCGAAGCAGUUUUAUCAAGCAACAAAAUCCUUGUCAUCUUGGAUCUUCUGCUUCAACAUUUAGAGUCACUGACGAAACUCGACGACCUGAUCCAGGUGCACGAGGCAUCCAGCAAUUCGACCGGAAGUGGAAUCGUAGCCAGCAGCCUGAUGCAAUUGCUGUGCAGCCUGGUCCCCGAGGAGCCUUUCGAAAAAUCGGCAUUGCAAACGCGGGUGCAGGAUAUUGCUGGGUACUUGGUGGCAGGUGGGUUGGUGGAUCGAGUGUUCCGUCACAGUCGAGCUUUGAUCGAGACGGACAUCAUCGUGGACCUGGAUUACGAAUCGCCAGUUCUGCUGUCUUCGUACGAUCUGCUUUACCGAGUCUGCUGCCACCUGAAGAAGUCGUCCAACCAAGAAAUCAUCGGAACCAUUCACGAGAGCAACAAUAACGUGGAGCAGACCAGCGUCGAGUCUCAUCUUCUCUCGACCUUGUCCUCAACGGAAGCUGCUGGCGCGAUUGGCGCGCUUUACGCCGCAGUUGCACUGAAGCCGCAGAAUCAGAAGGGAUCCUCGCCGACCCCAGUCCAGACUUCGACGUUUACUAGGAUUUUGAUCGUUCGCAGCCUCAGGCUGUUCAAGUCGAUCGCUGGAUUGAAUAUCCAGAAAUUGCAGAAUCUCCUAGGAGCAGAAGGCACCAGCUUGCAAUGGCGACUGAUAGCUAGUCAUGUGAUAACCCGAUUAUCACGAGAUCCAAUAUCGCACAAGUCGGAAAUUGCGCAUGACACUAGUGGUACUUACAUCCUGUCAGAGCUGUUCCAGAUUCUGGGAUAUUUUGCAGUUAACAACCCAGAAAACCAGUUGGUACUCCAAUCGGCUGGAUCCGGACAAAGCGUUCUUCAGCAACUGUGUACUCUUCCGUUUCCGUUCUAUGGGGCCCCAGAGUUAACGUCGUACAUUUUCCCGACGACCACCCAUCAGAAUCCAGAGGCCACUGCAAUUCUGUCCUGCGAAUUAUCUUAUCAACUGUUGGAGGAGUACAAAAAUUCGAAUGACGGUAAGCUGAAUCCGUUGGUCCGCCUGCUGAAGGACUCGACUGAUCCAUAACCGUUCCAGUUUGGGUUCGAUUAGUCCGCUUAAGUUUCUUCAGAUUUCUUCGUUUCGAGCGACGAACAUCGUGGACGUAGUUAACCGCAGGACCAUUAUUUCUAUUCCGUUCGAAAGCUCGGGAAGAGUUUGGGAGAAAAUUGUUGUUAGGUACGUCCAUCGUUGAAGAGCUGUCCCGCGUGUCUCGAGGCUGGUACUCCACGUGUUUAUACCGAAUACACCCCGUAGACAAUUAUUCCGAUACGGUUAAAUCAGAUUGGAUUGAAGAGACUGAAGAGAGAAGCUGAAAUUUUUACGCGUCACGUUUCGAUAUAUCGAUUUUAACAAUCGAAGGGUUUUUUGCAGAAAGCGAUCAUUGCAGAGAAAGUUGCCACUAGAGUUGACAGUGCUGCUAACAAUUGUCGAUCCGUGAGUCUUCCACAACUUGAUAAAUAUAUUCCUCGUACCGAAUGUGAAGUACACACGAAACUUCUGUACACGUGCACUCCUGCUUACAAGGAGA